GACUGGUUUGCAGUCAAUUCAACACAACUCUCAAUACAACCACUCUUUUGAACGGCUCUUUCGUCCACCGAUUGUCUCAUGGAUUAAGUGAAUGACACGACACACGAGUCACUGAUUGUCUGGUGAUAAUCGUGUGGUUUGUCUGGUGUUUGUCUGCCAUCGGGUGAGCAUCGGUUGGGAUGUCUGUGGACUCGAGUCUCUUCGUGUUCGCACUCUUCGACACUUCGGCUCUACUUUUUCUAACCGUUUAUAUCGUGAUCACAUUGAGUGACUUGGAGUGCGAUUAUCUGAACGCUCAUCAGUGCUGUAAUAAAUUAAAUAAGUGGGUGAUUCCGGAACUGAUAUCGUAUGCAAUUCUGGUAAUACUUCUCUUAUUCACAAACCAUUGGUUUCUAUUCGUUCUGAACGGACCGAUGCUGUCAUGGAUUGGCUAUAAGUCGGUUCCAAAUAAUACUAUUCAAUACCGAAGGGAAACAUCGGUUUCUAUGACGCGACUGAAGUCCACAACAGAGGGAAUCUGAAACAACUGAUGAAAUUCUCAAUGAUUCGAUUGGCCUUUCAUUUGAUCCAUUUCUUCAUUUACUUGUAUUGUAUGAUAAUUGCAUUGUUGACCAAUCAAUAGAUCAAACCAUCGAUGACAGGAUCAACUCAACGAUCAACUCAAGGAUCAACUCUCCCAACAAUUCUCAAUAUAUUUUUAUUUAGUACUUAAUCUGAUAAUGACUUAAAUUUUAAUAUUUAUUUAAUAAAAUUUACUUAAAAAACUAAAA
Molecule: messenger RNA, 770 nt
Organism: Medioppia subpectinata
Lineage: Eukaryota; Metazoa; Arthropoda; Arachnida; Sarcoptiformes; Oppiidae
Source: the annotation of a GenBank genome assembly